CCAAGAUUAAAACAGUAUUUUAAUGUGUGGUUUUCCUCACUUAAAGUCUUUUGAUAUUAUUGCCGUGCAGUUACAUAUUCAUUUCUUUCCUUCAUUUACCUAAUGGACUACAAGGUCAGUGAGGGAACAAUUAUACACUCAGACACACGCACACACACACACACACAAUGGGGGAUACGUAAGCAAGGUACAAGAGGUAUAUAAACCUUUAUCAGUGCGUUUUGUGUGGCUGUGAGAAGACAGAUUGAUUCCGUCUAAGAGGACAAAAGGUAAUAAUUCAAAUUAAAUACACUAUGUCUUAAGCUUAAAAAUAAAUGUAAAGUGUGAUUGAAGUGUGUGUAUAUCAGUAUUUAUCUGUUUUUUAUUGCUAUUCCUCCCACUGUCUUUAUUAUAGUCAUCAUGUUUUGGACCAUUAGACAUGCAGGAUCCAGCAUUUUAUUGUUUGUAAUGCUUAUUCAUUUUGGAGAGCUAUAUGCCAGAAGUGAUAUGACUAACUUUGGAUGUGAGGAAUGCAAACUCAAGGAGAACAACAUUUUCUCGAAGCCUGGAGCUCCUGUUUAUCAGUGUAUGGGAUGCUGCUUUUCCAGGGCUUACCCCACACCCUUAAGAUCCAAAAAAACCAUGCUUGUCCCAAAAAAUAUCACAUCAGAAGCUACAUGCUGCGUAGCCAAAGAAGUCAAGCGGGUACUUGUCAAUGAUGUCAAACUAGUGAACCACACAGACUGCCACUGCAGCACCUGUUACUAUCAUAAAUCUUAAAGACACACUAUGACAUUUCUGAU
This is a messenger RNA of Triplophysa dalaica, 782 nucleotides long. RefSeq names its product glycoprotein hormones, alpha polypeptide (gene cga). The transcript has 3 exons. Gene Ontology annotation, cellular component: extracellular region; follicle-stimulating hormone complex. The record is from RefSeq and is a predicted model, not a curated record. Gene Ontology annotation, molecular function: follicle-stimulating hormone activity. Gene Ontology annotation, biological process: thyroid hormone generation; positive regulation of steroid biosynthetic process. Bases 400 to 759 code for a protein of 119 amino acids. NCBI's taxonomy places the organism in Eukaryota, Metazoa, Chordata, Actinopteri, Cypriniformes, Nemacheilidae.